AUGGCUGAAGGUGGUGAAGGACACCACGAUGUCCCUGACAGUCCCAGACCUCCGAAGAACGCCAACCUCUCAGAUUGUCCAAUUUGUCUGGAGCAGCUGCACGAACCAAAGUCCCUCCCGUGUCUUCAUUCCUUCUGUCAGGAAUGUUUGUCCACCUUCAUCAUCAAAGACCUGUCAGGAAAGAUGGCGUCGGCGAGUGCCUUCCCUUGUCCUGUGUGUAGGAAGAUGACACAGCCUGUCAACCCGUCUGAGGACAAGGAGAAAUGGGCUCAACAAUUCCCAGCCAGUGUAAUAGUGAAAGAUCUGGUAAAGCCCACGGCACUUGAGCCGAUGUACUGUAAACCUUGUGAGAAGAAAGGGACACCUGGGACUCCGGCCACCAUCUGGUGUAAAACUUGUAAGGUCCUGUUCUGUACAACAUGUAAAGUCGAUUUUCACGAUUUGAUCCACGAAGGUUGUGAAAUAGUAGAUGUAACAGGGAAGAAAGAAAAUCCUUCGCGACAAGUAACAGAACAGAUCCGAUGUGAAAAACACACGAAGGAGGUCGAUUACUAUUGUGAGGAUCACCAGGUACUUGGUUGUAGUAGAUGUAUCACCAUAGACCACAGACGAUGUGACGUAGUGACAACGACACAGGAAUACCGUGACAAACUGAAGACGGAGUCACGACUGGAGGAUCGAAAGGAAUUACUACAGAAAGCGAUGGAGGCUAUCAAAUUGCUCGUCAAAACAUUUGGCGAGAAACUUCAAAUUCUUCUAGAAGAUCAAAAUUCUGGAUUUGACAGUAUAACAGAAUUACGAAAACAGGUCGAUCUAGAUUUGGAUGCCAUGCAGAAGGACCUCACAGACAAACUGGUAUCAUCUUAUAAACAAGAAAAGGAAAAUCUGGACUUGUCUAUUCAGAAAUGUGAACGUCUGAUGUCAUCCAUUGAGAACACAGUAGAAAGCUCCGAGACAGCUGUUCAGAGGAAUGAUAGCGUAAACACAACAUUGAUGUAUCAGAGAGGCCAGGCGGAAAUCGAGUUCUACCAGAACCUGAUAACGGAAAUAAGGAAGUCAUUCUCCUCUAUCAGGAUCAAGCAUGUCGUAGAUCCGAGUCUUUUCAGGUUGGAUAAAGAUAUUCCACUGUCAUUAGGAAACGUCACAGUAGUGACAAAUAUAGAACCGCUACCAGAGGGAAUACGUAGUGUGAGACCCUUAUCGGAAUGUGAUGGGAAAGAGGGAUGCAAGUUCAGCAUUAAGCGUCCAUCAGAUAGAACAAAUUGCACUUCACUUGGUAUUGUUUAUUUACCGGACCAUCAUAUUGUUCUCGGAGAUUAUAGUAACAACAAACUCAAGCUGUUUAAAGCUGCGGGCAAAUUCGAGGAUGAAGUCAAAGUUGAAGGUAAUCCCUGUGACAUGUGUCGUGUUGAUGAUCACACAGUAGCGGUCGGUAACCACAGUAUUCCUGUUAUGCAUGUCUUCAGGAUUGAGUCAUCAAAAUUGACUCUGACGUCAGAGAUAAAGCUGUCAAACGGUAUACAACCUAGAGCUGUAAUAUAUACAGAUGAUGAGUUUGUGGUGAGCUCUGUGAAUCAACUGUACCGUGUACAACAGAAUGGGGACUCGGAAUCUAUUAACUGUUCCGUUGUUAAAUGCCUCCAUCUUGCGUAUGAUCCAAACACCCGACACAUAUACGGCAGCCACUUUGCAUCCACAAAUGGUGAUGUAGCUGUUUACAGAUUUUCAAGUGGUACACGUACAGUCAUGACAAAGGUCGGUUUGGUAACGGGAGCGUUGGGAUUAGACGUCGACGGUGACGGCAAUGUGUACGUGUGUGGUUGGUCAUCCAAUAACGUGGUACAGAUGUGA
Messenger RNA from Pecten maximus, 1851 nucleotides. Its product is annotated as E3 ubiquitin-protein ligase TRIM7-like. Lineage: Eukaryota; Metazoa; Mollusca; Bivalvia; Pectinida; Pectinidae. Bases 1 to 1851 code for a protein of 616 amino acids. The record is from RefSeq and is a predicted model, not a curated record. Gene Ontology annotation, molecular function: zinc ion binding. The transcript has a single exon.